Phacochoerus africanus (Common warthog) is the source of this 1842-nucleotide messenger RNA. RefSeq names its product ubiquilin like (gene UBQLNL). The transcript has a single exon. Gene Ontology annotation, molecular function: polyubiquitin modification-dependent protein binding. The coding region runs from base 1 to 1842 and encodes 613 amino acids. NCBI's taxonomy places the organism in Eukaryota, Metazoa, Chordata, Mammalia, Artiodactyla, Suidae. The record is from RefSeq and is a predicted model, not a curated record. Gene Ontology annotation, cellular component: cytosol. Gene Ontology annotation, biological process: ubiquitin-dependent protein catabolic process.
AUGCCGCAUGUCAUCACUCGAACACCCAGGAUGGCCCAGGGCGGGCGUCCUGCGCGUCUGCCUGCAGAUAAGAGCACCUCUUCAAGUGUCACUCAAGUGAUCAUCAAAACACCAGGCAAGCAGGAAGACUUUACCAUAGCCGAUGACACCUCGGUGAGGCAGUUCAAGGAGAAGCUGUCGGCUCACUUUAAGUGCCAAGUGGACCAGCUAGUGCUGGUCUUCAUGGGCCGGCUUCUCAAAGACCACGACACACUGAGCCGAAGGGGUGUCCUGGAUGGACACACCAUCCACGUGGUCAUCAAGUCCAAACACGGCUCCAGAUCCCUAGCUCAUCCCACCCGGAACCCGUCCACCAAAGACCCCAGCCACCAGGACAGAACCAGGCAAGGAAACAGCACGGGGGUGGACCAGCCUGCCAGUGUGGGUCACAGCCCAGUGGAACCUGCUCUCUCAGUAGAGCCUGAUGUGCCUAAAGCACAUACCCGGGACCAGGAAGUAGGUCGUCCCGAGCACCUAACUCAGAUCCUGGAGGACGCUAGCACUCAGAGGCUUCUGUCCAACACAGACCUCAUGAGACAGUUCAUCUCAGAACACCCGGACAUGCAACAACUGAUGCAGCAGAACCCCGAGGUCUCACACAUCCUUGACAGUUCUGAGCUCCUGUGGCAGACGCUGGAACUGGCCAGGAACCUUGCUGUGAUUCAAGAGAUCAUGCAGAUCCAGCAACCCGCACCAAAUCGUGAACACCCUCGGAACCCACAGUCACGUGUGGGCUCAGAGUCCAUCCCAAGGGUACAGAACUCCCCCGGGCAAGGCUCUGCUGAUUUCAGCGAUGAGAUGCUCAACCCAUCGCAGGAUCCAUUUGGGGGCAACCCUUUCACAGCUCUCCUGGGAGGACAAGUGCCAGGACAAGUCCAGUCCUCACCCCCAUCUCCACCACCCCAGGAAUGGGGGGAGCAGCUCCCCCAGCUCCCUACAACCAGAGUCAUCUAUGCUAGCUCUUGUGCCUUCUCCUCCAUCACCCCAGCCAGCAGCACCCCAGAUAAGAGUCACCACACUUCCAGGGCCUUUACUUCCACGAACUCCACCAACAGCUGGAGUCACACUGGUACCGUAGAGAAGCCAGCUGGGAUACCAGUCUUACCGAGCGUAGAGGUCACCCAGCAGCCCCAGGCAGAAGAAAAAGAUGCCGCCAUCUCUCUAGAUAGCUCUGGCCAGAAAUUAGAAGAUGCUCUCCAGCUGUCAGAUGAGCCGAGCAGCUCCCCCAUCACAGCAAGCCUGAUGCAGCUGCUUUUGAACAACCCCUCGCUGGCAGCCCAGAUGAUGCUGGGCGUGAGUAUGCCCCAGCUGAGCCAACAGUGGCGGCAGCAGCUGCUGGCAUUUCUGCAGCAGACACAGCUCUCCGAGACGCUCAUAGCUCUUGGCAACCCUAAAGCAUCGCAAGCAAUAUUGCAGAUUGAGCAGGGUCUGCAGCUGUUGGCCACCGAGGCACCUGUUCUUCUGCCCUGGGUUGCACCCUACCUGUGGGGCCUGGGGUGGCUGCCUGCACCCAGUUGCAGCUACCCAGACACAGUGCCCUGGGCCUGGGACACGCCAGACAUGGCUGAGCCCAACGGGCCCGAGGCCUGCCACAAAUCUGGAACAGUCCUGCAGAGGCUACAGUCCCUAGCUGGAGACCCCGCCCACCUUCUACAAGCCCCUGAGAUUCGUUUCAGCAAGCAGAUGGAAUCUCUCCGGGCCAUGGGCUUUGGGAACCAGCAUGCCAAUUUGCAGGCCCUCAUUGCCACUGAGGGCGACAGCAGCGCUGCCAUCCUUAGGCUCAGGAGACCCCAGGCGUUCUAA